Staurois parvus is the source of this 367-nucleotide messenger RNA. The record is from the annotation of a GenBank genome assembly. Lineage: Eukaryota; Metazoa; Chordata; Amphibia; Anura; Ranidae.
UGUGAUUACUUGCCCGCCCCGUGAUUGCAGAGCAUCACCAUGCACCAUGCAUAGCAGUGUGCUUACAGUGAAGCACAAACACACACAGCACACAGUUAACCCUUAGAUCAUUCCACAUGUUAACCCCAUCCUGCCCAGUGCCAUUAGUACAGUGUCAGUGCUUUUUAUUAGCACUGAUCACUGUAUGGUGUCACUGGGGAUGUCUGUGACACCAAUUCAGUUUCCCCCAGUGUCAGAAUGCCCGCCACAGUCCCACUAUAAGUCACUGAUUGCCGUCAUUGCCAGGAAAAAUGAAGAAAAAAAAAAAUCCCAGUAUAUAUACCGCCAUUUGUUAACCCUAUAAAUUUCAUGUAAACCAAUUAAAUUA